UGCAAGAAGAUUGAACUGGAAGAGAAGGGUGCAAAUGAGCAAUAUUGGCAAAUGAGAAAAUGUGAUUGGCAAAAUGAAUGUUUUGUAUGUGCAAUGAGGCACUUUAAUGAUGAGUUGUACAACCAGUCUUCGAUUGAUGAAGAUCUAUUAAACUGCAGUGCUUGUAAAACCAAAUUUCAUAAAAGUUGUUUUUUAUCGUUUCGUGAAGGUUAUGCUUGUAUACGUUCAUAUUGCGAGUGUUAUUUCAAUGGACUUUCGACAACACAACAAAAACAACAUAAAGAUGAUUAUGCGAAUGGUCACUUCAUUUGUGAGGCAUGCGAAUAUCAUGACUAUCCGAGGAUCGGUGACUACGUUUUGGCCACUUCGAAAGGAUAUUUAUGGCCAGCCAAAACGCUUCACGCCGAUCUCUUACCAACUGGUUUAUUCAGAAAGAUCAGAAUGGUAGAACGAUUGCAACAGCCCGGUUAUGUGCUGAUACAAUGGGUCGAAGGUUUGAAGGUGCCCAAUUAUGAUGUGGUCUCAUUUCGUGACAUCGUUCCGUUUCCGAAUAGUCUUGAUUGCCCUGUUUGGAAACGAUUUAAAUCACACAAAAAUGUUUUAAAUGCUGUAAAAGAGCUAUUCAAAACAAAUGGUAUUAAUUUCGGUAUAGAUCGUCCACUACCAGCCGAAGUUGAACAACUCAAAGCACCUCAGUAUAAAAAAAUUCAAGUGAGUAUAAACGGUAAAUUGGCAAAAGUUAAUGCGGAGGAAUUAGGUCAGUGCACAUGUGAGGGUGUCAAUGGUCAGAGAUGCACGGCUGUACACAGCUGCUUGAACCGUUCCAUACAUGUCGAGUGUCCGAAGGGUCAAGAUUUAACGGAAUACGUCGGACGUGUGAUGCCGAAAGAUGAGUAUUUUGACGAGUUGAAUUUUAUUGGUACAUUCAAUAAUUUGGAGAUGUCUUAUUUUGGUAUGCAGCUAACAAGUGAAUAUUAUGUGGAUGCCAGGAACUGUGGUAAUAUGUCGAGAUCGGUGAAUCAUUCUUGUGAACCGAAUUGUACGGUUAACGCUGUUACGGUUGAUGGUAUUUGUCGUCUCAAGGUUACUGCGCUGAGAGAUAUUGAACCAGGUGAAGAAAUCACAUAUGAUUAUGGAACGAUGAUUUGCGAUGGUAUGGUUGGGAUGCGUUGCCGUUGUGGUGCGGUCAACUGUCGUGGAACUAUUGGUAAGUUGGUGAACGUUGGCGGCAAUCGUAAGGAGAAUAAUUCAUCGAGUGAAAAAGUAAAACUAUUUUUUGCAUUCAUCAAGUCAAACUUUAACAUAUCAAUAACCUAA
Molecule: messenger RNA, 1317 nt
Organism: Anisakis simplex (herring worm)
Lineage: Eukaryota; Metazoa; Nematoda; Chromadorea; Rhabditida; Anisakidae
Source: the annotation of a GenBank genome assembly